Physcomitrium patens is the source of this 1758-nucleotide messenger RNA. RefSeq names its product pseudouridine kinase. Gene Ontology annotation, molecular function: kinase activity; pseudouridylate synthase activity; hydrolase activity, acting on glycosyl bonds. NCBI's taxonomy places the organism in Eukaryota, Viridiplantae, Streptophyta, Bryopsida, Funariales, Funariaceae. The record is from RefSeq and is a predicted model, not a curated record. Gene Ontology annotation, cellular component: cytoplasm.
GUGUGUAUCCUCGUCGCGGAAUUGCGAGCCUCGAUUUGUCGAUGUCUGUGCAGCAGUUUGUGAUCCUCACCCUCCUUGUGCUACUGUUUCCACUGUUGUAUUGCCGUCACGUAGCAGUCUCAGCAGCUUCAACGUGGAAUCCCAAAGCUGGUGCGAGACGGAUUCAAUCCCACGUCGUUGACUCGUCAAUUGUGCGAUUAGAAUUGCAAAAUCUUUUAGAUUGAAGGUUUGUGCCAAGCAGGCGGGUUUUGAUAAAUCGAGGUUGCUGGGAGAAGCAUGGAAGGGACUCAGCAGCAUAGAAGGUUGGCCACCAUAGCUCGCCAUCUUACGGAUUCCUCCUCAUUGCAUGCUCUGGCUUAUGAACAUAAUAUUAAACCUGGAGAUAAAACACCUGUGGUAAUUGGAGGGAUGGUGCUUGACAUUCAAUCAUCACCUAAAGGAAAGCAGUUGCUGCGCGGAAGCACCUCACCAGGCGAAGUGAGAUAUGAAAAUGGAGGAGUUGCGAGGAAUAUUGCCGAAAACAUGGCUCUUCUCGGGUCACUUCCGUUUCUUAUAAGCGUAGUUGGCGACGACGUUGCAGGGGAAUCUAUGCUGAAACACUGGAAGUCGUUGGGGCUUUCUACAGCAGGGAUCCGCACGUGUAAAGGUGCCAGAACUCCAGUAGUAUCUGCUGUCUUUGACAACCAAGGCGAGUUAGCUGCAGCUGUUGCGGACACCAAUCUGAUUGAAGAGAAGUUAACAGUUGAGUGGAUCAUGAAGUUUAAGGAUGACAUUCAACGAGCAACAAUUAUCAUUCUUGAUGCUAAUUUGCCACCCCCUGCAUUGGAAGCUACUUGCAAAUUGGCCAAGGAAACGAAUGUACCAAUUUGGUUUGAGCCUGUCUCGGUAGCAAAGAGUGUUAGAGCAAGCAGAUUCCUUAAUCUGAUAACUUAUACGUCGCCGAAUGAGGCGGAGCUAAUUGCCAUGGCUGAAUCUGUGUGCCAAGUCAAUAAUAUUGAAAAGAAAUUAUUUGAUGAUGAAGUUCCUGCGGACAAAAAUUUGCCAGAGCCGGCUGCUUCACUUUGGCGGACGCGGCACUACAUUCAAUCGUUACUGGACACCGGCUUAGGAUAUAUCAUUUUGACUUUGGGAGAAUAUGGAGCAGUGUUAUGCUCGUUGCGAUCCACCAGCUCUGAAAACCUUGGAACUGUGAAGGAAACCCCUCUGUCUGGUAUUUCUAAAAAUGAAUCAGGAAUUAAUUUCCUUCACUUUCCUGCGCUGCGUGCUUCUAUUUCCAACUUGAGCGGAGCCGGUGACUGUUUAGCAGCAGGAACAGUUUCGGCUCUGUCUUCGGGUGCGGACAUUUCAAGUGCUUUGGCUAAUGGUGUUUCUGCAUCCAAGUGGGCAGUUGAAUCGGCCUCCAAUGUACCGCCAAAUUUGGACCCUGCUUCAGUAGCAGAUUGCGCAAAGAUGGUAAAGUCAAGGGCUCAAAAACUUGUGGUGUAAUGUUUCUGCUUCAUCAAAUGUAAGAGAAUUAUGGCGAUUGAGAUAUGUUUAGUUACAAACGGCUGUGUAAUGUCUUUCUUCUCUGAACAGAAGAUCUUUACUAUUUUCGUCUUCACAACAAUUAUUGUGCCUCUGUAGGAGAUUGAGGAACUUUGUUAGCCUGUACUCCGUGUAUGCUCUUAUUUGUACUAUAAAAUCAGUCUACUGUAUGAGUGCAACUAAUGAAUUGCAGAAUUUGAGGGUGCGAUGCAUCUUUUUGCAAUGUUCUUAUGA